Messenger RNA from Heterocephalus glaber (naked mole-rat), 3517 nucleotides. Lineage: Eukaryota; Metazoa; Chordata; Mammalia; Rodentia; Bathyergidae. The record is from RefSeq and is a predicted model, not a curated record.
AUGACCCUGCAGGGCUUUGGUGGAGAUCGGCUUGAUUUGGCUGGUGAAUGGGAGGAUGAGAUAGAAAUGUCCUGGAGAUGGUUUCAAGUAUUUCAUUUUAAUCCUCACAAUGACGCCCUGAGACGGGUGGGAUUUUUACCUAGGUGGAAACUGGAGCUGGAAGGUUGUGCCAUUUUCCCAAGGUCACAUAACCACCGCUUGAUGGUGCCAGCAGUUGAAACCAGCACCACGGUGCACCUUUCAGAAAAUGUUGAUGUUGAAUUUCGAUCGUGGAGGGAGGACUGUGUCUUAGUUCUGUCCACCCAGCCCAGAGAACUGAAAGGCGAGAGUGAGAGGAAGAGAUCACAUCAGGACUGGAGCCGCUUGUCAGGGGAGGACAGACCGGCUCAUGUGUUCAGAGAAGGUGGCACCCUCGGGGGUCAAAGAGGACUUGAUCCAGGUGAGGAAAUCAUUCCGGGCUUUGGGGAUGAGGGGAGCAACUUUAGGGACGCACCUUGGCAGCCCGGCCCGAGCCGGGAGCUCCUGCUCGCAGGCGUCCUCGGCGGGGCCCAGCUCGGCCUCCUGGUGGGAUUCGGGGCCAACCCGCGCGGCGGCCGCCUGCCCUCCUUCGUGCUGCUGGUGCUCCUCGUGGUGCUCGUCCUCGCCUUCAACUACUGGAGCAUCUCUCCCCGCCACAUCCAGCUCCAGGAGCGGGUGGCCGAGCUGCAGGCCCAGGUCCAGCGCACCGAGGUGGCCCGCGGGCGUCUGGAGAAGCGCAACUCGGAUCUUCUGCUCCUGGUGGACACGCACAAGAAACAGAGCGACCAGAAGGAGGCCGACUAUGACCGCCUCAGUACCCGGCUGCAGGCCAGGGAGGGCCUGGGAAAGAGGUGCGAGGAUAAGGUUAAACUACAGAACAACAUAUCAUAUCAGAUGGCAGACAUACAUCAUUUAAAAGAGCAACUUGCUGAGCUUCUCCAGGAGUUUCUUCGACAAGAAGACCAGCUUCAGGACUAUAGAAAGAACAACACUUACUUUGUGAAGAGGUUAGAAUAUGAAAGUUUUCAGUGUGGACAGCAGAUCAAGGAAUUAAGAGCACAGCAUGAAGAAAAUACUAAAAAGUUAGCAGAUCAGUUUUUGCAAGAACAAAAGCAAGAGGCCCCAAAGGUUCAAUCUGAUGGAAAAGAAUUGGGUAUAAGCAAUCAUGUAGUAUCUAAUAAUAUUCCAAAAGUAGAUGAGAAUGCUGCAAAUAAGAAUGAAGAACCCUCAAGUAAUCAUAUUCCACGUGGAAAAGAGCAAAUCAAACGAGAUGGUGAUGCAGGGAUGCCUGGAGUAGAAGAAAAUGACCUAGCUAAAGUUCAUGAUCUUCCCAUCUCUCUAAGGGAGACCCCUGUUUUAGUUUCUCAACAUGAAAAUCAUCAGACAAUCUCCCAUCUUCCAACUGGACAACCUCUCUCCCCAAAUUUGGGUCUGAAUUCACAUGUAAACCGUAACUCAGAUACUUCAAAACAGAACCCUUCCAAUCCUCUUCAGCAUUUAAAUCCUGGCUCAAACUUGGAGAGUGAACCCAGAAUUCAAAUGAAUAUACUAAAGCAAGCCACCAAGGAUAGAGUUGGUGAUUUCCACAAAUUGAAGCAAAGCCGGUUCUUUGAUGAAAAUGAAUCCCCUGUUGAUCCGCAGCAUGGCUCUAAACUGGUGGAUUAUAAUGGGGAUGAUGGUAACGUAGGUGAGUAUGAGGCAGACAAGCAGGCUGAGCUGGCUUACAAUGAGGAAGAAGAUGGUGAUGGUAGAAAGGAAGACGUCCAAGAUGAUGAAGAACAAGAGCUUCAGAUGGAUCCUGCAAACUAUGGAAAGCAGCGUUUCAAUGAUGUCCUUUAAAUACUAAAGGAAAAUUUCACAAAACCUAAAGUGCUAUAAAAUGAAAUCAUUUCUACUUUGUUAUUUUUCAUUUUUGUUGUAAAGAUCAGUUGUACCAGUUGUAAAGAUACAUUGAGGUAGAUUGAAGUAAAACCUGUAAUGAAGGAAUGUACCCAUGUACAUAUGUGAACUUUUUCAUAUUGUAUUAUCAAAGCAGAGACGUUUUUGGGUAUGAUACAAUUGAGCCAAAAAUGGUUAAUCUUUGCAUUUAAAGAAAACUAAUGUAUAUUUCACAUUUUAUUAAGCUUAAUUUUUUCCACAAAUAGCAAGAGAACAUGGUUGUACAGAUUAUAUGUUGCACAUAGCAUAACCACAGUAAGAGCAGUUACUCAGCUGAAAAGGUUUUCUACACUAAUGUAUUCUUGUGAGCCCAACAGGUGUUCUGUUCUGGGUGUCCUUCAUUUCAUGCUCUUCCAGGAGUUAUGCCUAGAAUAGUGACAUAAAUGAAGGGAAACUGGGUGCCAAGCAUGUGCAACAUGUAUACUAAAUUACCUUCCUGCUCCUUCUAUUUUACAUAAGUGCUGAUGUGUCUGGGCAGAUUAGCUUUCAGUUGAAGACUCAUGAAAGUUGAGAUAACCUUCAAAGACAUAAAUAUUUUGUUAUUUUUACUUAGUGUGAAAUUGUUGAAUGCAUUUUCAUUUUUUUCCCAUACUACCAGUACUGUUUAACUAUAGUCAGCAUUAACUAAAGUUUUAUUUUCACAGUUUGCAUUGGAGAAGAUAUUCAUGAUUUAAAUGCCAGGUCCUGAAAGGGGCUAAAUCUACCUGGAAAUGAAUCUGCAGUCAGGAUUUCAAAGCCUUCCUGAAAGUUUUAGUGAUUCUCUUUGACUGUGUAUUUUUCAGAAAUACUAUGCAAGAAAUUUUAACAAGUUUUUAUUAAUGCAAAAAUAAGGAUAGAAGUACAGUGAAGUAUAGCUGUUUUAUAAAAAUAGCUUAAAGUUUGUAAUAAAAAGGAAACUUUGUAAUUACUUACUGUUAAGAUACCAUCAACCUCAUAUUUGCUAGACUUACAAAAUUAUUUUAAAUACAUUUUGUCUUUGACACUAUUCAAUAGAAAGUGUAAGCUAGUUAAUCCUUGUUUUCUAAUUAAAGCACUUUUACAUCUUAUCCCAUGCCCCAAAAACAAAAGGUGUGGAUCAUGAAGGAAAUUUAAGGUUGUUAACUCUGUUUUUCAGGACUACUGUUAAUUCUCUCUGUAUAUGAAAUAUUGGGCUGAAAGUUUCUCUGAGUGGUAGAGCACUUGGCUCCUUGGUCCCCAGCACCACAAAACAGGCAAACAAACAUGAACUCCCCCUGCCUCCCACGCCCAGGUUCCAGUCAUAACUGAAACUUGUACAAGUUCACUUGUUGAGGUGCAAAAUUUCUUUGACUUCAGUGUGAAGUUAGUGACCAGAAAAAGAUGCAGUAAUUGACUACAGUUUUUCUACCAUAUCAAAGUAAGUAAUUUAUGCCUUCAUUAUCAGUAGGAAAGGCCUACAAUGAAUAGAUAUUAACAGUUCACAAAAUUUUUAAAUGGAGUUAAAGGGAAGUGAUAUACAUCCUUUGGGAAUUAGCAUGGGGAGAUAAAUCUAAAAAUAUUUCUAGUAAUACUUCAUAUUUAAUAUUCUAAAAUCUUUACAAAU